AUGUCCAAGGCGUUCGAUACGAUUCACCGACUGAAGCUACUGGAGGUGAUGUCUGCAAUCACCAAUCCAGAUUGCCCAUGUCUCAUCCACCACCUACUCCACAACACAACUAUCACUGUUAAGGUUGCAAGUGCCACAGCUGAACCGUUUGAGUGCACUAUCGGAACGCCACAAGGCGACAGUCUCAGCCCAGUUCUCUUCAUCUGCUAUCUGGAGGCUGCACUACAGGAAUGCAGAACUCGUCUCGCGCCCCGCCCUGCUGGCGACGCAAGUCUACCACCAGAGACGGGCUAUGCAGAGGACAUCUCAUGUUAUUCAACCUGCAGGCUGUGGCUUGAGAACGCUCUGCCUGUAAUAGCAGACACACUGCACGAUUGGUCAUUAAAAGUAAAUCCAGAUAAAACAGAGUGGAUCCGUGUGUCACCUGAAUCCGAGAGCUGGCGGACAUCUAGCCAGCUUGGCUCCUUGAUGGGGGAGGAGGAGGAUGUUCGGCGCAGGAUGGAACUUGCCUCUCACGUGUUUGGCCAGAUUUACGGCUAA
This is a messenger RNA of Sycon ciliatum, 540 nucleotides long. RefSeq lists its product as uncharacterized. The coding region runs from base 1 to 540 and encodes 179 amino acids. The record is from RefSeq and is a predicted model, not a curated record. The transcript has a single exon. NCBI's taxonomy places the organism in Eukaryota, Metazoa, Porifera, Calcarea, Leucosolenida, Sycettidae.